Molecule: messenger RNA, 7316 nt
Organism: Aspergillus saccharolyticus JOP 1030-1
Lineage: Eukaryota; Fungi; Ascomycota; Eurotiomycetes; Eurotiales; Aspergillaceae
Product: CCR4-NOT core subunit CDC39
Exons: 4
Coding region: 143-7180 (2345 amino acids)
Biological process (GO): nuclear-transcribed mRNA catabolic process, deadenylation-dependent decay
Cellular component (GO): P-body; CCR4-NOT core complex
Molecular function (GO): molecular adaptor activity
Source: RefSeq, a predicted model, not a curated record
GCUUUGCCGCUGCCAGAAUUCGUCGACUUGUCGCACAUCUCACGAGUUUUCUUUUCACUUCAGUCAAUCUUAUUGUCUAUUUGUGAUCACGAAUAAUAAAAAUUUGUCGCUCGCCCUCAGAUCAAAUGAUCGCGUCUCCUAGAUGACCUUCCCUCCCCCUCCUCCUUCCUCCCAAUCGUCGAUUGCUUCUGGCACCGAUAAGUCAUCUUCGACCAGACCGGCAAGGUCACAACAGCAAUCUGCUUGGGGUCCAACUGUGUCCCAGUCUAGUGUUCGGCGUGGGUUGACUCCGCUUGCGACCAACAACCUCGCAUCAUCCUCGAUCUCCCCCUCAGCCUCUCGCGGGCCACCACAGUCCAGUAGCCCUGGUCCCGGUGGUUCAACCUCAUCUCCUCUCACUACCUCUUUCUCCGCCGUCUUGAGUUCCGCCAGGGGUCUUCCAGUCGGCCGGAACGCGCCCUCGCCAGCCUCCACGCCGGCACCCUUCACCUCCUUCCAAUCUGGCUCACAACAGCACCAGCAAUCCGGACAAUCUCUCACCUCACCCAAAUUCAGAGCUCACACCCCGUCUUCAGGGUCACAUCUGGCUUCCGCAGCGGGUUCUGUUGCGGGUGGAGGAGGCUCCGGGGGAGGCGGAGGUGGGACGGGAUCUUCAAGAGGCGCCACCUUUUCUCCGUUGUUGGCCGGUACAACCGUGAAUUCGCCUACAGGUUUUCCUUCCGAUAAACCGGGUUCCGCAGCUUCGGGCGCUGCAGCUCACGCAAGUCAAUCAUCGCUUACUAAGAUAUCUAUCGCCCAAGUUUUCCUCCUUCUGGAUUCCAUAACAGAGAAGGAGGGUAGAGAGAAGUGGGAAACAAAAGCUGCACAGAUUCAUAAGCUCGUAGAGUCCAACGGCAUGGAGGUCUUUUCAAAAUACUUUCGACGCUUGCUCACAGGCAACGCCCCGCAAAUAUUUCCCGGGGUAAACAAGUCUGUGGAAAAUGCUGGCAAUUACCCUCUCCUGGUACAGGAGAUGGAAAAGGUUUCUCAGGACAUCGAGCAAGCUCAGAAAAUCGCAGAGACAGUGGACACCUCGGAAGGCGAUAUCUUUCGAGAUUUUGACCUCUCAACUUUCUUGGAUCACUUCAAACUCGAUCCUCUUGUGAAGGUAUCGCUAGCUCUGGCUUUCAAGACUGCAAACAAGUCAGAUCUGCGCGCGAAGGCCGAUGCCAUCCUUUCGAACUCCGUGAAUCCCUUUCUACAGAGUCUCGCAAACACGUCCAAUUUGACCAAGGAUUACAAGAACUCUUUCAUUGGAAUGACCAUCGAGCGCUUUAUCUUGUACCCUCCCAGGAACUUCACCGAUGAUGUGAAAGCCAAAUUGGUAUAUGCAGCCAAUAUACGAUACAGAACGAUGAACAAAGACGUGUCUUCCGAGGUCGCAUCCUCACUUCAAAUGUUCAAUUUUCUCAGUCCGAAAUUCACACUUGUCCGCCAGCUUCAUGUCAAGGGACCACGGGCAACCUCUAGUCCUGAAGCUGUGAUUGAGACAGUCAACGCAGCGGGCCCAGAUUGUUGGAAUGAAGACCACAUAUCUAGCGCCCUCCUUUUCCUGGUGCUCUCACAACACUCGCACGAGUUCUCCUUGGAAACAUUUCUGAACGCGGUUCGAUCGCACUAUGGCGAGAAGCAGAUCAAUUGGCCCCUCGUCUUUCGCAAUUUUGACCGUGAAGGCCUAAGACUUGAUGCUCAACAGUUUUCAAAGUUAUUCGCUGCACUUCUGAAUGUGGCUCGAGAGGACUCAUCUUUGGACGUGCAAAAGCUGUGGGGCGGAGACUGGGAACAUCGCGACACCCAGAUGUCAUUCCUGACAGCGUUGGUAACUUCUCGGGUUGAUGUGUCUCAGAUACCAAACCUACGCGCCACUUUCCCUGCCGAUUUCUUUGCCAAUGGAUCCGAGCUUGUGCGUUUGCAGGGAGAACGUGCUACUAAGUCGCCCCUCCGGUCUCUUGACGCGAUGAAAGCCAUCUUUGAUCUGGCACUGUUCUCCACUGCUGCAUGGUCUGCCGCUGAAAGUCAGGUGCUCAUCAAAGCCGUUGUUCAGUAUGACUUGCCCGUGUUCCUAUGCUCGGCACUUUCUCUCCCCCAACCCUGGACCAGUGUUCAGCAGAACUUCGUCCUCCGCACCCUGAUUGUAUUCGUCUUGAAGCAAGAGGAAGGCUAUCACCUUGCACUCCACGGAGCCUGGCACCAAGAUCGCCAAUGGGUUGCGGAGCAGCUUUUCACCACCUUCACUCAAGAUCCGACCUCUACUGCCGCGAUCUACGAACAAGCUAUGGAGUUCAACUGGCUGGAUUAUCUUCUUGGAUAUACGAACGGCCUCGCCAUGGACCUCGCUUGUUAUGCUCAUCGCAAGGGCCCGUUUGACUUGGAGCAGUGGGUUCGUAAUGCUGCGCAGAAAGGUCCCAUGGAUAUGGGUAGUCUUUUGUCCAAGUUCCUGCGGAUCAAGGCGGAGGAUGAGCUUCAUGUGCAAAGAAAAGAGCAAGCUGCGCCACAGAUGGUCAGCCUCUCGGUCAAGACUGUCUACACUUUACUAUCUGUUCUCGAAGAAUACGUGGGUGAUCGUGAGAAUCUUACCCCAGUGCAACGGAUCUGUAUCCAGACUUAUCCCAGACUCAUCAAUUAUGGUGAGGGAUUCGAUGACAUCAUCGAUGCCAACGGCGAAAACGGGAAUUCUUUGCCGGAAGCUGUUGACAAACAAAUGCAAGAGCUAUUCGGUAAGAUGUACCAUGAGGAGUUAUCUUUGAGGGAGAUCCUUGAAUUGAUGAGACGGUACAAGUCGUCUCGUGAGCCAGCCGAGCAGGACCUUUUUGCAUGCAUGGUUCACGGAUUGAUUGACGAGUACCACUGCUAUCAUGAGUAUCCCUUGGAGGCGUUGACCAAAACGGCGGUCAUGUUUGGCGGCAUCAUCAAUUUCCGACUUGUUGAUGGUAUCACACUGAAGGUUGGACUGGGCAUGAUCUUGGAGGCGGUACGAGAGCAUGAGGUUCACGAUCCCAUGUAUAAGUUUGGCGUCGAAGCGAUUGAGCAAUUGAUCAACCGUCUUUCCGAAUGGGCUGGGUUCUGCCACCUGCUGCUGCAAAUACCUAGUUUGCAAGGCACCACGAUUUUCCAAAAGGCCGAGGAGGUUCUGCGGGAACAAGGUAGUCAAGCUCGAGACGAAACUGGCAGAGCCGAGUCUGCUACCGGUCCCUCAAUGAACGGGAACCUCGAGGAAACCGUAGCUCCCGACGGAACUGCCCGCAAGUUCGUUUCCGUGCACGUCGAUGCCCCUCUCCGACCCGAAGUUUACUCGGAUCCCGACGAAGAUAUACAGGAUAAGAUUCUUUUUGUCCUGAACAAUGUUUCCGAGCAGAACAUAGACGAGAAGCUCCGUGAUCUCACAGAAGUUCUCCGUGACCAGCAUCACCAGUGGUUCGCUUCUUACCUCGUGGAGGAACGGGCUAAGCUACAGCCGAAUUUCCAGCAGCUAUAUCUCGAUCUUCUUGACCGCAUCAACGACAGGAUGCUGUGGGCUGAGGUUCUGCGUGAGACCUAUGUCAGCGUUUCCAGGUUGUUGAACUCCGAGGCCACAAUGACUUCAUCCACUGACCGGGGGCACCUCAAAAAUCUUGGUGCAUGGCUGGGCUCCUUGACGAUAGCGAAAGACAAGCCCAUCAAGCACAAGAAUGUCUACUUCAAGGGACUUCUUCUAGAGGGAUACGACAGUCAACGUCUAACCAUUGCGAUCCCUUUUACUUGCAAAGUGCUUGUUCAAGCCACCAAGUCUACGGUCUUUAGACCGCCGAAUCCUUGGCUAAUGGACAUCCUUGCUUUGCUAAUGGAGCUGUAUCAUUUCGCCGAGCUAAAAUUGAAUCUGAAGUUCGAGAUUGAAGUCUUAUGCAAGGACCUUGAUCUUGAUCAUAAGAACAUUGAACCCUCUGUCAUUAUCCGCGACCGUUCCGCUCAUAUCGAGGAUGCGCUGUCUACAGCUAACAUUCCCGAUGGCCUGGAAGCGUUCGAAGACAUGGCCCUCAGUACCAUCAAUCAAGGCAUACGCCACGAGAGACUUUCUCCUGCUGCCAUUAUGUCCACACUGCCCAGCUUGGACAAGAUCCUUGUUCUUCCGUCAACCGCUAGCAGCAUGGUUGAUGCGAACGUUCUUCGACAGAUUGUCCAUAGCGCUGUCGAACGUGCUAUUGCAGAAAUCAUUACGCCUGUUGUGGAACGCUCCGUCACCAUUGCUUCCAUUUCCACUGUCCAACUAGUCUCCAAGGACUUCGCUAUGGAGCCCGAUGAGGAAAGAGUGCGACAUGCAGCAGGCAUUAUGGUUCGACAACUUGCCGGCAGCUUGGCUCUGGUGACUUGCAAGGAGCCUCUUAAAGUCAGCAUGACAAAUUAUAUCCGCAUGAUACAGCAAGAAUACUCUGAGCAGCCAAUGCCUGAGGGUCUGAUUCUGAUGUGUGUCAACGAUAAUCUCGACGCUGCGUGCGGUAUUGUCGAGAAGGCUGCCGAGGAGAAAUCUCUUCCAGAAAUCGAAAAGGUCAUCGAACCUCAACUGGAAGCUCGCCGCCGACACAGGGCAGCCCGCCCAAAUGAACCGUUCAUUGAUCCUUCUAUGAACCGCUGGGGUCUCUUCAUUCCUGAACCUUACCGGCAGGCCGCUGGUGGUCUUAACAAAGAGCAACUGGCCAUCUAUGAGGAGUUCGCUCGGCAAGCACGUGGGCCUGGUGCAGCUCAUGUGCAGAAUGUGUCUACUGACUCUGGCCGACAGCUUCCAGACGUCCUUCAAGAACCAUAUUCCCCCAUUCCCAACCUAUCUACCCCUGCUGAGCAGCCUGCUGUCCCGCACAGGACCCCUCAAGCACAACAAGACGCUCGCUUGCAGCAGUCUGGCUUGGUUGUCGCGCCGUCUCAGUUGAAUGGCUUCCUUGAGGCUCAAAGUCCUCGUGAAAAAGUGGACGCCAUCGUGUCUGAACUACAGCAGGCCGCACGAAAUGCUCCGGAAGAGCAUGUUAGAGACCUUGACAGAGAUAGCGCUGUUUUGCAGGAAUACAACCAAGCACUGCGUACUAUCCUCGCGUCGCCUAAUGGAGAAGAGCUGGCCAGACUGACAUGCCUGCGAAUCUGCACGAGUCUCUAUGCGCAGACCCCGAGUACAUUAGAAAUUGAGGUUCUUGUCCAUCUACUUGCCAAGCUGUGUGACAUGUCGACUCUUGUUGCACGUUACACUUGGGCAGUUCUCUCGGAGGUGGAUGACGAACAUAUGUUCAACGUUCCCGUCACGGUUGCACUCAUUGAUGCCGGUCUUCUGGACAUUCGCCGUGUCGAUAUGAUCCUGACGCGGCUUAUCCUCCAAAAGAACAAAGCUGCUUUGGAAGUGCUAUCUAACCUGAUGGAUCGCGUCCUUUUCAGCGAAGAGCCUUCUGCAUUGAGAUCUGAUUUCUCCGGCAGCUUGGAAGCUAUGAGUCAGUGGCUUGCAGACGACUCCAGUCUCUCAGCAGCCACCGAGAUCAUUCGUAAGCUACGCGAGUCCGGAAUUCCUGAAGUCAUCAACCCUCUCUUGAGUGACAAAGCUAGAGCCAAACGAGACCAAAUGGAAUACAUUUUCAGUGAGUGGAUUGGCAUCUACAAGGCUCCCGGCGCAAUCGACCGCACCUACUACUCCUUUCUGAAAGACUUGCAUCAGAGACAAGUCAUGGACAACCAAGAAGAUUCUGCUCUUUUCUUCCGUCUGAGCAUUGAUAUCUCGGUAGCAAUGUUUGACCAUGAAUCACAAAACCCUAGCGGUAGUCUCGACGAAGCAUUCCUUUACAUCGAUGCUCUAGGCAAGCUUGUGGUCUUGCUUGUCAAGUUCCAAGGAGAAUCUGCAGGUGCCGCAAAGACAAGCAAAUCUGCUUAUUUCAACUCUAUCCUAUCGCUCCUCGUGUUAGUGUUGAAUCACCACUAUGUCAUGCGUGGUGAGGCGUUCAAUCAACGCGUUUUCUUCAGGCUUUUCUCCAGCAUUCUUUGCGAAUAUUCCAUGAAUGGACUUCAGCACAGUGAUCAGCAUCAGGAUAUGAUGUUUGCAUUGGCAAACAAGUUCCUUUCUCUUCAGCCAAAGUACUGCCCUGCUUUCGUCUACGGGUGGCUUUCUCUCGUCUCUCAUAGAUUCUUCAUGUCUGGCAUGCUUAAUAUGCCGGAACGGGCAGGCUGGGGACCAUAUUGCGAGAUCAUGCAGGCUCUCCUUUCCUAUAUUGGUGAACAACUGAAGCCCGCGACCAUAUCCUACGUGGCUAAGGAUUUGUACAAGGGUGUUCUCCGAAUCCUGCUCAUCUUGCACCAUGAUUUCCCCGAGUUUGUGGCGGAGAAUCACUUCCAAUUCUGCAAUGUCAUUCCUUCUCAUUGUGCUCAGCUUCGCAAUCUUGUUCUUAGCGCCUAUCCGUCCUCUUUCCACAAGCUUCCGGAUCCUUUCCGUGAAGGCCUCAAGGUGGAACGUUUGGAGGAAAUGAGGGAGGCUCCAAGAAUCGCAGGCGAUGUUGCGGCUCCAUUGCACCAUGCGAAUGUCAAGAGCGUUGUCGAUAGCUCCCUUCAGAGCAGCAGUGCAUCCGAAGCAUCAUCUGUUCAACAAAUCUGCGAUGCAAUUUAUAGUCCUCCGACUAAAGAGACUGGUCUCUUUUAUGACCCAAUCAAUGUCAACGUGGUGCUUCUGAACGCGCUUGUUCUCUACAUCGGACAGAGCGCUGUUUCUGCCAGCAACUCCCAGGGCAACACACGGGCGGCAUUUGAGAAUUCUCUCCACGCUUCACUAUUGGAGAGCCUUGCGAAAGCCUUGCGUCCGGAAGCACGGUAUUACCUGCUUAGCGCGAUGGCGAAUCAGCUGAGGUACCCCAACAGCCACACCUAUUUCUUCAGCUUCGCUAUACUCCGUCUCUUCGGCACCGAUAACUCCGAGCAGGAUGAAUCCGAUAUCCGUCAGCAAAUCAUCCGCGUUCUUCUUGAGAGACUUAUCGUCCACCGUCCUCAUCCUUGGGGCUUGAUCAUCACCCUUCAGGAGCUCCUUCAGAACCGGAGCUACACCUUUUUCCGCCUCCCUUUCAUUCAGGCUGCGCCUGAGAUUGGUCGUCUUUUCGAUGCUUUGCUGCAGCAUAUUCAACAGCAAAGCCCACGGGCGAUGGCCUAAAACAUUUACCGAGAUUCCAACUCAACUACUUUCUCAUAUUAUAUUAAUAUGACGUAUUCUAUCAUGCCUCGAUGUCUUGCAUUUGCCGAAACGACUUUCUGUCAUGGUGUUUUGUCUAUGCCGCUCAUGACAUGUA